This is a messenger RNA of Aphidius gifuensis, 4911 nucleotides long. RefSeq names its product protein PF14_0175-like. The annotation marks the transcript as partial. The transcript has 3 exons. The record is from RefSeq and is a predicted model, not a curated record. Gene Ontology annotation, cellular component: nucleus. Gene Ontology annotation, biological process: regulation of transcription by RNA polymerase II. Gene Ontology annotation, molecular function: DNA-binding transcription factor activity, RNA polymerase II-specific; RNA polymerase II cis-regulatory region sequence-specific DNA binding. Lineage: Eukaryota; Metazoa; Arthropoda; Insecta; Hymenoptera; Braconidae.
AGUACAAUAUAUAUUUCUCUCGCUUCCUCAUUGUUGUUUUUAUUUUUUCAACAAAAAAAAAAAAAAAAGAUAAUAUAAAAAAACCCCCUCAAAAAUUGACAUUGAGCUUUGUUUACUUUUUUAUCAGCUGAGAUUUGAUAACGUGCUUUAAAUUAUUUUUAAAACAGUGUAUUGUGGUUUUAAUAAAAAUAAAAAAAAGACAAAACAAUUAGUGAGAACGUGCGUAGUACUCCGAGACAUUCACGAGUGUUGAUGAGAAUGAGAAAAUGGUGACCAUAGCUACAUUUGGAGUAUUAUUUUUUUUAGUAAAAAUAUAAGAUUAAAAAUCAAUGUGAAUGGGCAAUAAUCAACGAGGAAACAAAAAAAUUGGAUUAUAAUUUUGCUGUAGUCAUGGCAAACAUAGCAUUUAAUAAUUUAUUUUAUUUUAAUAAACGUAAACAAUUAAAUUCAAUAAAUAAUGAUAAAACUGAUGAUGAUGGUGGUGAUAAGUUAAGUAAAUUAUUAAAAUUAUGUCGUCCAUUGUCAAUAAUAUUACAUCGUUUGACUGAUGAAGAAAUUGAUCAUUGGCAAGAUUCACAUCGUUAUAAUAAAACAUAUAACAGAAAAUUAUCAUCAAAAUUAAAUGAUGAUAGUGAUGAUAAAUCUAUCAAAACACCAACAUCAUCAUCAUCACCAUCGUCAUCAUCAUUAUCCUUAUCAUCAUCAACAGCAUCAACAGCAUCAACAGCUUCAUCUUUAUCAACAUCAUCAUCAUCCUCUUCGCCAAUAAUCAAAAAAAAUUUCACAAGAAUUAAAGAAAAAAAUAGAAAAAGAAUAUCAAGAUGGGCACGUGGUUUUAUAAAAAAGAAAAUACCUACACGUAAAUCAGUUGCAAGAAAUAGAUUAAUAUCAUCAUCUUCAUCAUCGUCAUCAAAUGUAACAGAUUUAAAUUCAGCAAGUUCAGUAACAUCAACAUCAACGACAUUGUCAUUAAAAAAAGUUAACAAUGAGACUGAAGAAGAUGACAGUGGUAAUGAUAAUACAAUUACCAAUGAAAUAUUAACAAAUAAUAAUAAAGAAAAUAAAAAUGAUAAUGAUGCUGAUGAUCAUUGUGAAUGGAAAUUUAAAAGAAAAUUUAAUACAUUAAUUAAUUCUGAUAGUGAUGAUGUAUCACCAACAGCUUCAUCAAAUAAAAAAGUUAAAAAAUUUCAUCCAAAUAAAUUAUUAUCAACUUCAUCAUCAAAUGAAUCAAUUGACGAGCCAAAUGAUAAUUCAAAUGACAAUAAUAUUAUUAAUUUAAUUGAUAAACAAAAUAAUGUUACAAAUGAUGUUGUUGUUAUUAAAAAGGAAAAUAUUAUUAAUCAUGAAUUAUUAGAUGAAACUUCAAAUGAUUGUCAGAUAAUUGCAGCUGAUAAUAUUGACAAUAAUAAUGUUCAAGAUGACAAUGAUAGCUCAAAAUGUCGUGAUGUAAUUGAAAUUAAUAUUGAAAAUGUUGGAACUGAGGAUAGUAGUAUGAUAACUGAUGAUGAUGAUACUGAUGAUGAUGAUGAUGAUGAUAAUGAAACGAUAAAUGGUGAUGUCCCUGAAAUUGAAAAAACACUUGACAACGAUGAUACCUCGUUACAUGAAAAUAUUAUUAAUAGCAAUGAAAGUAUUUUAAAUAAUAAAACUAGCAAUAUAAAUGAUGAUGAUGAUGAUGAUUUAACAAAAAAUAAUAAUAUCAUUAAUAAUGAUGAUAAUGAGACUGAAUUAGUUAAUGAAUAUUUAACUGAUGAUAAUAGUGAACUCAAAAGACUGUGUGAAAUUAAAAUGGCCAAGGUUGUUUUGCAAAGAGUUGAACCCAAUGAUAUAAUAAAUAAUGAAAAAGAUGAUGAAGAUGAAGAUUUAACUGAUUCAGAUAUUGAUGAAGAAUCAUAUAUUAAUUAUGAACCAGAUAAUAAUUAUGAUAAAAAUAUUGAAACACCAUUAUUAACUGUUAAAUCAAAAGUAAGCAUUGAUAAUUUUAAUAAUGAUAAUUUAUAUAAAAAAAGAUUAUCAAAUAAUCAAACAUCAGCAUCACCAGAUAAUUCAGCAUCAGAUGAUAAUGACAGUGAUUAUGAGCCAUCAUCAUUGUCAAAUGUAUCAGUAACAUCUGAAAAUACAAUAAAUGCUUCCAAAAAAACUACAAGUGAUAAUGACAGUGGUAGUUUUACAUCUGCAAUGUCUUCCAAUGAAUUAUUUAAAAAACUACCAGCCAAUGAAAAUGAUAGAACAAUUGUUAACUCAGAACAAUUAAUAUCUCAUCAAUCGAAAAUUAAUAAAACAGCCAUUGAACAACAAAAUGUAUCAACUAAAAAUACAUUAGAUAAAACAACAAAUAAUACUCAACAAUUUAAUGAUCAAAUUGAAUUAUUAAAUAUACCAAAUAAUACAAUAACAAUACAAGAAAUUGAACAACAAAAAAAUUCAUCGAAAUCACCAAAUAAAAAUAAAACCAGUACAUGUAAUAAAUGCUCAGAAAAUUUAUCAAAUCAUGAUAAUCAUGUAUGUUCAUCACCAGGUUCAUCAAAUACACCAAGUAAAAAUAAUCGUGUUAAAAAAAAUCAACAUUCACCACGUUCAAAUAAAAACAAAUCAAAAAAGAAAAAAGAUAAAAAACUAAAAUGUAAAGUUGAGUGUGACAAUACUUGUCUUGUAUGUACACUAACACUUGAUACACCUGAACAAUUAGCAACACAUUUAUUUAAACAUACAAAAAAAGAAUUACGUGAAUCAUUUAGAAAUAAAAAAUAUGAAUCAAAUGUUCCUUUAUUUUCUGAUGCAAGUACAUCAGAUGAAAGUGAUAAAGAAAUAGAAAGAAUACAAAAAAAUAAUAAUGAUAUUGAUUUAGUUAAUGAAAAAACAGACAAAGUUAAAGUAUGCCAAUGUCAUGAUGUUAAUAAUAAUGAUACGACAAAUGUACAAAUUGAAAUGGUACUUUAUUGUGAAACAUGUAGUGUAUUAUUUAGAAGAAAUGAAUGUUUUGAACUUCAUUAUCGUUACAAUGUAAAAUGUAAUGAAAAUCGUGCAAAAGGUAAAUUACCACAAUUAUUUUGUACAACAUGUUGUAUUGUUUUACGUUCAUUGGGUGAUAUGCGUAAACAUUUGGAGGAUCAUGCAAGUAAAGAUACACAAGGUACUGUUAAUUUUGUUUGUAAUAUAUGUAAAGUUAUAUUUUUUGGUAUUGGUACUGUAUUUUGUACACACUGGUUUAGUCAUGAAAAAGAUCCAAAUUUUGUUGCAAGUCGUUAUUCAUUUCCAAAGCUAUGUGUUAAUGAUAGCAUUAAAUUACCAGAUGGUGCAUAUCCAGAUGAAAAAUAUAUAUCUGUUGCUGAGUAUGUCUGUAAAUAUUGUGGUUCACAAUUUUCAAUGGCAUCUGAAGUAUCAAGACAUAUUGAAAAUGAUGGUUGUCAAGAUAAAAAUAAUAAAAAAAAUAAUACAGAUAAAAAAAUUGAUAAUGUUAAUCAAAAUAAUCUAAUUCCAGUUAUAAUAGCACCAAAAAUUACAAUUUCUACAAGAAGUUCAUUAACUAAUAGAAUAACAACUAAAGCAUUUAAACCAAUUUCACCAGUGCCAUCAGAAACACCAACAAAAACACCAACACCAAUAACAGAAACACCAACAAAAACAACAACAACAAAUGAUAAUAAUUCAAUAAUAAAUAAUAAAAAUAAUAAUUUAAAUAAAUCACCAUCAUCAUCAUCGUCAUCUGGAGCUAAAACAGAUAUGAUUAAAAAAUUUAUAUGUGGUUUUUGUGAUAAAGUAUUUCCACAACAAUCAUUAUUUGAUGAACAUACAUCAGAUCAUUUACAAUCACCUGGUUUUCCUGGUUAUUUAUGUUAUUUUCCAAAAGACAUGAAAGCAGGAUUUGUUUGUAAUGUUUGUCGUGCUGUAUUUACAACAGUUAAUGAAUUAACAAAUCAUUGGAAUACUCAUAAUAUAAUAAAAUUUACAUGUACAGUAUGUGAUGAAAGUUUUUCAUCAAUGUCAGUUUUAUAUCGUCAUGUAUCAAAUAAUUGUUUUAAAUUUGAUGCUGGUUGUCGAAUAACAUAUAAUUUAAAUAAAAAUAUAUGUAAACAUUGUAAAAUUGGACAUAAUACUGUUGAUGAAUUAAAAGAACAUAAAUGCCAUGAUAAAAUUAAUGAUAAAAAAAUUGUUGAAGCUGAAACAACACAGCCAAGUCUUCCAAUUGUUGAAUCAUCAAAAAAUAAUGAUAAAACAAUAACAACAACAACAUCUGUUAGUACAGUUGCUGUUGCUGAUUCAUCACAAUCAAAUGAUGAAGGUCCAUCAAGUACUCAAGAUACAGAAAUUAAUUCUAUUACUAAUAUCAACAAUAACAAUAAUGAUAAUGAUGAUGUUAAUACACAAUCAACAAAUGAAAAAUUAUUAGAAAAACAAUCUGUUAUUACAAAAUCAUCAAUAAAUUCUUCCAUUUCUUUACCAGAAAAAAGUAAAACAAGAGCACUUGAGGAUCCAUCUGUUCAAGUUGUUUUAUCAAAUGCUUCAAGUAGCAAUAUAUCAGCUUCACUUGUUAUUGAUUCACAAACAACAACAUCCAAUAAUAAACCAACUAAAUUUUCAUUAAAAGUUAAUAACAAUAAUAAUAAUGCUGAAAAAAUUAUAAAUAAUGAAACAAUUGAAUAUACAGAUUGUGAUUUAAAUAAUAUUGAUGAUGAAAUGUUACAAAAUUCAAGAAAUGAAAUUGAUGAAAUUAUAAGAAAUACUGUUAUAAGAAAUUCGAUUGAAGAUAAAACAAACGAAUCAUCAAUUAAUGUUAAUAAUGAAAAAAUAAAUGAUGUAAUAAUAUCAUCAAGUGAAUGUGAGAAUAAUAAAACAAUACCAACAGUAGAAAAAUCAAUAACAAAUAAAGAAACUUCCGAAAAAAAUCUUCCAAUUGAUAAUGAUGAUGAU